This is a messenger RNA of Xyrauchen texanus (razorback sucker), 1062 nucleotides long. It is a transcript of the gene tnni4b.3, whose product is annotated as troponin I4b, tandem duplicate 3. Gene Ontology annotation, biological process: muscle contraction. The coding region runs from base 131 to 709 and encodes 192 amino acids. Gene Ontology annotation, cellular component: troponin complex. The transcript is spliced from 6 exons. The record is from RefSeq and is a predicted model, not a curated record. Lineage: Eukaryota; Metazoa; Chordata; Actinopteri; Cypriniformes; Catostomidae.
GAAAAAAACAAAGGCAUUAACAUGUCUGAGUCUACGUAAGUAUUUCAUGUACUCAGCAACAGUUUCAUAAUUUGAUCUAUUUAUAUUUUAAAUACAUUCCAUAGUUAAAUAGUUGAUCUCAUUCUCUUGUAUGUGUGUGUCUGUAUGUGCAUAUGUGUGUAUCUUGUGUUGUAGUGUGAGAAAGUCAAAGAUUACUGCAUCUCGUCGGUUAUUCUUAAAGACCAAAAUACUGAAGAAGGCCAACACAUUGCUUGUGGAAGAAAAGGAACAGAAAAAGAUUGAGAGAGAAGGAACACUCAGUGAGAGAGUUCCUCCACUCAAACUGUCUGGACUAUCUGUACAGGACUUACAGAAUCUGUGCAAAGAAAUACAUCAUAAAAUUGAUGUUGUGGAUGAGGAACGAUAUGACGUUCAAGCUAAAAUUUUCAAAAGUGAAAAGGAGAUUGCAGAUCUGAGCCACAAAAUCUUUGACCUGAAGGGUAAAAUGAAGAGACCUGCCCUGAAGAGAGUGAGGGUGUCUGCUGAUGCCAUGCUUGGUGCCCUGCUAGGUGCCAAACACAAAGAAUCCAUUGACUUCAAGGCAAACCUUAAGACAGUGAAGAAAGAAGAGGAAAAGAAAGAGGAAGUAACUGACUGGCGUAAAAAUGUGGAUGCUAUGUCAGGAAUGGAGGGCAGGAAGAAGCUGUUUGCUGGACCAAAUGCUCAAUGAAUUUUAAGAUAGGGUCAUUUCAAAUAAUAAAAUCCCAUUUAAUUAGGCUAUUUAAUGCAGUUUAAAUAUACUAUUGUGUAACUACUACAUUUGACUGUGGUUAUGUGUUUGUUUUAUUGUAUGAGUUGGAUGAAUAAGAAAGAAAUUUAGUGCAGAUCUGCACUAUUGUUGUGCAUACCUCAGUUGAUAUCGUUACACAUUAUGUUGUUUAUGACACAUAUAAAACAGUAGUUUAUGAUAACAUAUGAUUAUUUUAUAAUUUCAUCCUGUCAUUAUAUAAUAAUUUUUAUAUCAUAAUAUUUAUGUGUAAUUAAUUGUGUGUAUUUUGACAAGAAAUAAAUCGACAUCUGUUU